Triticum turgidum subsp. durum (durum wheat) is the source of this 906-nucleotide messenger RNA. The record is from the annotation of a GenBank genome assembly. NCBI's taxonomy places the organism in Eukaryota, Viridiplantae, Streptophyta, Magnoliopsida, Poales, Poaceae.
AUGGCCACACCUACACCCUCCAAGAGGAGAGGCGGCGGCGGUGGCGGGGGUGUGGAGAGGAAGGAUCUGUUCCACGUCGUCCACAAGGUGCCCGCCGGCGACAGCCCCUACGUCCGGGCCAAGCACCUCCAGCUCGUGGAGAAGGACGCGGAGGCGUCGAUCGUGUGGUUCUGGAAGGCGAUCAACUCCGGGGACAGGGUGGACAGCGCGCUCAAGGACAUGGCCGUGGUGAUGAAGCAGCAGGACCGCGCCGAGGAGGCCAUAGAGGCCAUCAGAUCCUUCAGGCACCUCUGCUCCAGGCAGGCCCAGGAGUCCCUCGACAACCUGCUCAUCGACCUCUACAAGAAAUGCGGAAAAGUCGACGAGCAGAUAGAGCUGCUGAAACAGAAGCUCAAGAUGAUAUGCCUCGGCGAGGCCUUCAACGGGAAGAUCACCAAGACGGCCCGCUCCCACGGCAAGAAGUUCCAGGUCUCGAUCCAGCAGGAGAUGUCACGCAUUCUGGGUAACCUUGGCUGGGCUUACAUGCAGCAGAACAACUAUGAAGCCGCAGAAUUGGUGUAUCGGAAGGCCCAGACUAUCGUACCUGAUGCCAACAGGGCGUGCAACCUCGGGCUGUGCUUGAUCAAGCAGGGCAGGCAUCAGGAGGCAGUGCAAGUACUCGAGGAUGUCCUACUUCGCAGAAUCUCCGGGUUGGAUGACGACAAGGCGGUUGCCCGAGCUGAGCAGCUCCUCAGUGAGCUCGGUCCGACUACACAUGUUUCAUCGCCCUUUGAUAUUGGCUUGAGUUUCACUGAAGAGAUCAUGGAGAGACUAGACCUUGUGAUGAAUGAGUGGACACCGUUCAGGUCGAGGCGGCUGCCUGUAUUCGAGGAGUUAGAUGCAUUCAGGGACCAGAUGGCUUGUUGA